Closterium sp. NIES-65 is the source of this 243-nucleotide messenger RNA. The record is from the annotation of a GenBank genome assembly. Lineage: Eukaryota; Viridiplantae; Streptophyta; Zygnematophyceae; Desmidiales; Closteriaceae.
AUGCCGCAACCGCCAAGGGCAAGGGGGGGCAAGGGUGCUGGAGGGGCUGGCGGGGGUGGCGGAGGUGGCGGUGGAGGCAGUGGAGGGGGUGGGGGUGGUGGUGGGAGUGGUGGCGGGGGUGGAGGUGUCGGUGGCGGCAGUGGAGGCGGAGGCGGCGGCGGCGGUGGCGGUGGGAGCGGAGGUGGCGGAGGUGGCGGCGGUGGAGGAGGUGGCGGUGGAGGAGGUGGAGCUGGGCGGGAGUAG